AUGGUGAAAUUCCUCAAGCCAAACAAAGCCGUCAUCGUCCUUCAAGGCCGAUACGCAGGGAAGAAGGCCGUCAUCGUGAAGAACUUCGACGAUGGAACUCGCGAACGUGCUUAUGGUCAUGCCUUGGUUGCAGGGAUCAAGAAGUAUCCAAGCAAGGUUAUCAAGAAGGAUUCGGCGAAGAAAACCGCAAAGAAAUCGCGUGUGAAGGCGUUUGUGAAGCUUGUUAACUACCAGCAUCUUAUGCCUACUAGGUAUACUCUGGAUGUUGAUCUGAAGGAGAUUGUUACCAAUGAUGCCCUUUUGAGUAAGGAUAAGAAGGUUACUGCUUUGAAGGAGGCGAAGAAGAGAUUCGAAGAGAGGUUUAAGACUGGGAAGAACAGGUGGUUUUUCACCAAGCUCAGGUUUUGA
Lathyrus sativus (Indian pea) is the source of this 408-nucleotide messenger RNA. NCBI's taxonomy places the organism in Eukaryota, Viridiplantae, Streptophyta, Magnoliopsida, Fabales, Fabaceae. The record is from the annotation of a GenBank genome assembly.